This is a messenger RNA of Python bivittatus (Burmese python), 3154 nucleotides long. RefSeq names its product chromosome unknown C19orf38 homolog (gene CUNH19orf38). The record is from RefSeq and is a predicted model, not a curated record. Lineage: Eukaryota; Metazoa; Chordata; Lepidosauria; Squamata; Pythonidae.
ACUAAUCUGAGCUCCAGUCCAGAAGGCACAAAAAAGCUCCAAAAUUGAAGUAUAAAUCAAGUUAACAUCUAUUGGAGAACUCUGCUUCUGUCAUAGCUUUUACUGAAGAGUCAUAUUCAAAAGAUGAGAAAGAGCUGUGGGAAGCCUUGGAAACUAAUAAACUCACUGAUCAACACAGUGCAACAAACAAGUUCAUGGCAUUUCUACCACCUGGCUAGGAUCCAUUUUGGCCCUCUGAUCUUGUGCCACCAGUUGAGGUGAUUUAUUUCUGGCUCACCAUUGGUGCAUUUAUAGGCAUUGUUGAGAAGGGAUUGCCCCAUCACCAACCAUUGCAGAAACCUGCCACCAUAAACACAGCUGUUAGGAAAGGGAGGACCCCGUUUAAAAAAUGCUGAUAUCAUCUUCAAAGCUUGUAAGAGACUUUUAAAGUGUCAGGAAUGACAGCUUAGUAGCCAGGAAGUUUUUAAGUUUUCCUUUUUGUGUUGUUUGGUAGAACAACCAGAGUAAUGCACACAACAAAUAUCAUGAUUUAAAUUUAACAAUACUUGAGUUUUUUCCUUGUGCCUUCUGGAUUGGACUUGGCUUGACUUACUCUUAGAUUAUCUCUAAAUAAAUUUUCUGUCGAACCCUUUGGUUAAAUGUUGAUUGCAUGAGAGAGACUUUUCCCCACCCAAUAGCAUUUUAAUCCUCAUUGCUGAGUCCACUGGCAUAUAUUAUCUCAUGUGUUCAAUAACCAUUUCAUGGCCAUAAAUACUUCUGCCUGCCUCUACUCCCUUGGGCAUCUCUUCCCUGAAAAAUGAACUUUCAGAGAAUAUGCCUCAUCACAAUAUGGGUCUUAUCAGGCAGUAUAUGGACAGUUUACAUCUAGCAACUUUCUGCAGUCACGCCAAAUCAUGCAGAUUCAGUCGAAACUUGGGGAUGCAUUUUAAUCUACAUAUCAUUGCCCUCUAGCUGUAAGUGCUCUUUAUGCUGCUUUUCCUAUAAAGGAAGUUCAUUUCCUUCUGAAAACCAGUGUAUCUUUGAAGGGUUAUCUGAAACUAUACCUGACAGCAUGUUGGUUUGUUUUAAGAGUAUAAAAAUUGAAGAAUUUUGAAUUGAAAUGUAUUCUAGGGUUCAAUACUUAUAACUGGAGUAUAAACAGACUAACAUUUUUUAGAACUAUUUUGAAAGACAUAUAUGGAGAAUUAAAGAAUUUCAAGUCUUGGAAUUUGUUCAGACUGUCCAUACUGAAUGGGGCUCAUGGCCUUUACACAGAGUAAUCCAUCCAGAUUAUCUACUCCAUGGUUUGGUGAAGGGAAAUGAUUUGAGAGGGAAUCCAUAAAGUUGAUUUGUAGCAGGAAGUAGAAGUGGCUUGCCACACAGAGACAAAGUGCAAUUUCCUCAAAUGGCAAAACUCAUUAGGCAAGCAUGUUCUCCUUUUUGUUAUUCCAAUCUUGCAAAACUUUGUUGUAAGUUAAUGGUGAUUCCCAUGUCUGUCUGCAAAAACAAGAUGUUCCAUAGUAAUGUGGAGCUGAAAGUUCUUUUUCUUCUAACUGGUUGUGUAGCAUCUUUCAGCCGAUUUCCCUCUCCGCUUAUUUUCCUGGAUGUUCUUUCGGACAAUGUAACCGAAGGAGAUUCUCUCAAGAUAGCAUGUAUUGCACCCAGGAAAUAUGUGGAUGCUUGGUUUUUUUUGUUCAAGGAGAACAAAUCUAAGGCACUGAAGAGUUUGCCUGCUGCAGAGUCUCAGCAUACUGUUACCUUCCUUCUGGAGAACGUCACGACUGGUGAUGGGGGCAGGUACAGAUGCCAGUAUGGGCUCUACAAUGGAAGCCAGUUGCAGGAGUCUGAAUUUAGCCACGUCCUAGAGAUUACAGUGAAGGCUCCUGCCUGCCUGACUGCCUGCCUGCCUGACUGCCUGCCUGCCUGCCUGAAUUUAUUUGCUACCUCCUCCCCAUCUGAUCCUCCAAAAUAUGACUCCAAAGGUGCAGCCUCGGUUCUCCCCACUGCCCUUAGUGUCACUGGAGUGCUGCUUUUGGUUCUGAUCCUGUUUGCAGCUGUGGGAACAACUGGAUACCUUAAAAGAAGAAGAAAGAAGAAAAGGGAGCUGAACUCCUGCUGGGCAGAAGCAAGCUAUCCCACCACAGAGACAUCCUUUGACAGCACUAUGUUCACCGUUUCAGAGCAGGUGGUCUUAAAGUGAUCUUCUGAGAGGAAAAUGAAAUCUGCAGCCAUUUCCAUCUAUGCAUCUGAUUGGAGAGAAACCUGACUUAUUGGGCAAGCUUCUGUGGUCCAGAUAGGUUCUUUGCUUGAACAUUUAAAAGCUAAUCUAUUUGCUGUCUUCCACUGACAGCAUAAGAAGCAAUGUUUUAUUGUCAGUAAUACUGUAACGCAGUUCAAUUGAUGUUCCUGCUUCUUCUUCCAUGUCCUCUGAAGACUAAAGAUAGAACUCAUUUUUUUUUUUGCGUUUGUUCUGUGAAUUGCGGCUGUGUUUCACUAUCCCUAGGCUCUCAGUGUCCCUGACAAUUAUGGGAUAUAUCCCUCCUUCCACUUUCAUGCCCUGUUGUGACAGGCAGUGUCAACUGCAGCUAUGGUGACCCUCUGAGAAUUUCAGUUCUUGAAACAUCUGACCAUAAUGUGUGUGACAGGACAGAGGGGUAGGAAAUGACAAAAUCUGCAUUAUAGUACAAACCACAUGACUUACAUACUUGUGUUCAACAUCAGGAUGCAAGCAUGAAAGGCCAGAGGUUAUGUUGGGGGUUAAGUUGUGACUUCAGCUUCUAGAUGUAAUCCAAGGUUCUGGCUGUCACCUUUGAAGCCCUGUGUGGCUCCAGAUCUGAAGGGCUGCCUUCUCCUGUAUUCAUUUGCCCAUCCAAUCAGAUCAAAUAAAGUCAACUCCCUCAGGUCCCAUCCCUCCAGGAUUGUUACCUGAUGGGGCCCUGGCAGCGGUUGCUCUCGGAGGCAGUCCCCACUCUUUGGAACUCCCACGGGGCAAAUUCUACCUACCUCAUACCUCCUAGACUUCACAGAAACUCUGAAAAACUUCCUGUUCCAUCUUGCAGUGGAGGACAUGCAUAUGGGGGGUUCUUGGGGUAUUUUAUAUGUAUAUAUCGUUCACUGCCUAGGGUCUGUGGAAAUGGGCAGCAUGCAAGCAAUGUAAAUGAAUAAACUAUGCAAG